Messenger RNA from Sciurus carolinensis (gray squirrel), 2103 nucleotides. RefSeq names its product transmembrane protein 132C-like. NCBI's taxonomy places the organism in Eukaryota, Metazoa, Chordata, Mammalia, Rodentia, Sciuridae. The record is from RefSeq and is a predicted model, not a curated record.
AUGAAGGUGGACCGCGAGUCCCUGUCGUUGCCGGUCCCGGGGGUCACGCGCCAGCCCCUCCCAGAGGAGGACCCGCAGCAGCCAGGUUCAGAGAGCGGCGGGUGCCAGUGGCCACGGGAAGUGGGAAACGGGGCUGGUGUCCGAGGUGCACGGAGCGCCAGAAGCAGCAGCAACUUCAGCGAGGUUGUGCAGAUGAACUUCAAAAUCGCCAGCUUCAGCAGCCUCUCGGGGACGCAGCCCAUCACGUGGCAGGUGGAAUACCCGCGGAAGGGGACCAGCAACGUGGUGCUAUCGGAGAUCUUCAUCAGCCAGAAGGACCUGGUGGGCAUCGUGCCGCUGGCCAUGGACACUGAGAUCCUGAACACGGCCAUCCUCAUGGGAAAGACGGUGGCCGUGCCCCUCAGGGUGAUCUCCGUGGAGGAGAACGGCGCGGUGGCCGAUGUCUCGGAGUUGGUGGAGUGCAAGUCUGUGGACGAGGGUGUCAUCAAAGUGUCUGACCACUGCGACUACGUCUUCGUCAAUGGCAAAGAGACAAAGGGCAGGAUGGAGGCCGUGGUGAAUUUCACCUUCCAGUACCUGAGCGCCCCACUGCGCAUCACUGUGUGGGUGCCCCGGCUGUCCCUGCAGAUCGAGGUCUCUGACACUGAGCUCAGCCAGAUUAAGGGCUGGAGGGUCCCCAUCGUGGCCAGCAAGAGGGCCACACGGGAGAGUGAGGAAGAGGAGGAGGAGGAGCGCCGGGACCCAGACCAGACGCGAGCAGUCCGCAGCGCCUCCUGGAGGGACUGGCAGAUGCUCUUCCUCCCUGCCCAUCCCAUCCAUGGCCAUCUGCCGCACCUGGGCCACCAGCCCUGCUCCACCCGCAGUCUCGGUGUGAUCUGCAGCCGCUGCGUGUUCGUGCUUGCGCCCGGCCUAUUCGUCACCCCCCAGGAAGCCAUGGUCAGCACGUGGCUGUAGUUCAGCGACAGCUCGGCGACCCCCCUGGACGUCUAUGACACCCAGGACUUCUCCCUGGCUGCCAGCUCCCUGGACGAGGCCAUGGUAUCUGUUGCCCCCACCCGCUCUCCCAGGUGGCCCACCGUGGUGGCCGAAGGGGAAGGGCAGGGCCCACUGGUCCAAGUGGACAUGACUAUCGCAGAGGCCUGCCAAAAAUCCAAAUGCAAGAGUGUCCUGGCCGUGGGCUUCGGCAACGUCAGGGUCAAGUUUGGACGGAACGACACCGACCCCAGCCCCACCAGAGACGCGGAGGAGGAGGAGACCAAGAACCAUGCCAGCCACUGUCGGAAGGGCCAGGACGAGAGUCCCGUCCAGGAUGGGCCGUCCCCCGAGCGUGAGGAAGGGGCCCUGCGGAAGGCCACCACGAGGGCCAGGUCGCUACUGGAUGGCAGGGCGGUGAAGAGCCGCUGGCUGGACGGGGGUGCGCGACCCAGGGAGGCACCACUGCAGAACAUCCCCCUUGAAUUCACCAACUUCCCGGCCCAGCUGGGCCUCCCCGGGGCAGGUGCGGGGCUGGAGGGGAACGGCCUGCUGCGCGCCCCGGGCCUGAGCGACCUGGAGAUCGGUAUGUACGCCCUGCUGGGCGUCUUCUGCCUGGCCAUCCUGGUCUUCCUGAUCAACUGCACCACCUUUGCCCUCAAGUACAGGCACAAGCAAGUCCCCCCCGAGGGCCAGGCCUCCGUGACCCACUCCCACGACUGGAUGUGGCUGGGCACUGGGGCGGAGCUCCUGGGGAGCCUGGGGGACCCCGCGCCGCCCCCGGAGGAGCACACCACCGUCAUCGACCGUGGGCUGGGGGGCUGCACCGAGGGCCGCCACCUGCUCCUCAACGGGGACUCCCAGAAGCACGUGCAGGGCCAGGGGCCCUGGCCCACGGAAUCCGGGAGGCCGGGCCAGGCGCAGCAGCAGGAGCCCCCACACUCGCCCACCUCCAAGCGGAAGAAGGUGAAGUUCGCCACCUUCCCCACCUGCCCCACCGACGGCGGCUGCCCCACCGUGAACUCCAUCCUCGGGGCCAAAGAGGACAUCUCGUGGGUGCACCAGGACGUGGACGCGGGAGCCCCCAAGGAGCUCAGAGAUGCCCUGGAGGACUUCCAGGGGAAGGUGUAG